Molecule: messenger RNA, 561 nt
Organism: Symbiodinium sp. CCMP2456
Lineage: Eukaryota; Dinophyceae; Suessiales; Symbiodiniaceae
Source: the annotation of a GenBank genome assembly
AUGGACCUCGAGGAGUGCCAGGGGCCCAAGCCGAAGGCAAAAGCGAAGGGCAAAGCGAAGGCAACAGCCAAGGCAACAGCCAAGGCCAAGCCAACGGCCAAGGGAAAGGCGAAAGCCAAGGCCAAGCAGGCCCCCAAGUCCGCCCCCAAGGCAAAGGCCAAAGGCAAGUCGGCCAAGAAGAAAGCCCAGGAAGAGGCGGAGGCAGUGGAGAAAAUCAUUGAUUGGACCACGCAGGUUGAUCUGUUGGCAGCCGACUACAAGGAGACCUUGAAGCAGCUCCUCCCAAGCUUCUCCACCCCGUUGCGCCUGAACCCGUAUUGGACCAAGAGCUCUUGCGGUGUUUCCCUUCGGUACGUGGACGAGAGCGACAAUCGCCAGUCCCGUGAUGUGGGCCAUUUCUUCUAUGAGAAGGGUGUGCAUGGCAUGAUCAUCGCAGCAUGGGAGCUGGAGGCGCUGGAGAUCGUGCAUCCUGACACGGAGGAGCACGACAUCAGUGCGAUCAAACAGAAGUGGAAGGACAUCGGUGCUCAGGCGAUGGAGAUUUUCACACAACAUCGAUGA